GGCGCGGCUCGGCCAUGGCGGCGGCCGUGGAGCGGCGUCUCGCCCAGUUCCGCGCCGCCCGCGGCAGCGCUGCCGCCGCUCCGCGCCCCGCCGAGCCGCCGGGAAAGGCCGCGCCUCCGGAGGCCGCCGAGGGACCGCGGGCAGCUGCGGUGGGCCGGGGCGGCGGCGCUCAGGUCCGUCCCGGCGCGGCGGCCGCUCCGGUGUGGGCGCGCCCGCUGCUGCUGAAGGUGCUGCUGUGGGCCGUGCUGCUGGCGCUGUUCGCGGAGCUGGAGCUCGGCCUGCCCUUCUUCGUCCUCUCCCUGCUCUACUGGAUGUACGCCGGCACCCGCGGCCCCGCCGAGCGGCGGCCCGGCGAGCUCAGCGCCUACUCCGUGUUCAACCCCGGCUGCGCCGCCAUCGCCGGGACGCUGACGGCCGAGCAGCUGGAGCGGGAGCUGCACUACCGGCCCGCGGCGGGCAGCUAGCGCCCGGCCCGGCGGGACUGCGCCGAGGAGGGGCCGCGGCUUGGGGAAACCAAAUGGGGUUUGUUCCUGUGCAAAAAACCUGCCGAGCCUUACUGCUGGCCCCCUGUCCCGUCCCCAAUAAAGCCGUAGCAAAGCCUG
Messenger RNA from Oenanthe melanoleuca, 602 nucleotides. It is a transcript of the gene SAYSD1, whose product is annotated as SAYSVFN motif domain containing 1. The transcript is spliced from 2 exons. NCBI's taxonomy places the organism in Eukaryota, Metazoa, Chordata, Aves, Passeriformes, Muscicapidae. The record is from RefSeq and is a predicted model, not a curated record. Bases 15 to 464 code for a protein of 149 amino acids.